Salvelinus namaycush (lake trout) is the source of this 1344-nucleotide messenger RNA. It is a transcript of the gene irx5b, whose product is annotated as iroquois homeobox 5b. Gene Ontology annotation, molecular function: RNA polymerase II cis-regulatory region sequence-specific DNA binding; DNA-binding transcription factor activity, RNA polymerase II-specific. Gene Ontology annotation, cellular component: nucleus. The record is from RefSeq and is a predicted model, not a curated record. Lineage: Eukaryota; Metazoa; Chordata; Actinopteri; Salmoniformes; Salmonidae. Bases 1 to 1344 code for a protein of 447 amino acids. The transcript is spliced from 3 exons. Gene Ontology annotation, biological process: regulation of transcription by RNA polymerase II; neuron differentiation; cell development.
AUGGCGUAUCCUCAAGGCUUUCUCUUCCAACCGUCGGUUUCUCUGGCUCUCCAUUCCUGUCCCCCGUUCAGUUCCAGUGUGAUUUUAGGAAGACCGAGGACAGAUGAAAUGGGCCGGCCGUCUUCAGGGUCAGCCUUCGCGCCGUACGCGGGAUCACCGGCGUUCAAUGGCUCAUCGCCAGGCUUCAACUCUUACCUUCAGUACAGCGGAGAGCAGAGGGCGGCAAUGAACUCGUUUGUGGGUUCCGCGUAUGAUCCUUCAGCCGGCAUCACUGGCUCUUUAGAAUAUCACCCGUUUGGUGGUGCAUUGGGCCCCUAUCCAUAUGGCGACCCUGCAUACAGGAAAAAUGCAACACGGGAUGCGACUUCCACUCUCAAAGCGUGGCUCAAUGAACAUCGCAAAAACCCUUACCCCACCAAGGGCGAGAAGAUCAUGCUGGCAAUCAUCACCAAGAUGACCCUUACCCAAGUGUCCACCUGGUUCGCUAACGCCAGAAGACGUUUGAAGAAAGAGAACAAAAUGACGUGGAACCCGAGGAAUAGAAGUGAGGAUGAGGAAGAGGAUGACAACAUUGACCUGGAGAAGAAUGACGACGACGACGAGCCACUCAAGCCCACAGCAGAAAUUGGGUCGAAAAAUGAAGCAGAUGGACAUCAUCCAUAUCCAGUGGGAAUCUCCCGUGAGAAAGAGGACAAUAGCAGCAAUGAUAUGGAACCUGUCUUAACUGAUCCGGAUUUAAAGGACCAUGGGGACAGGAGAGUGCCCGAGAUGCUGGGUCCCACUACCACAGCAUCUCCUCAAAACGUGCACCUUGGAGCGGAGAGGGAUUCAGACUCAGCGGACACGGCAAGUCCACCUGCACCGAGGCGUAAUGACACAGGCAACUCCAGCAAUGCCACGUCAGUGAUUGACUCGCCCCUUCCAGCCCCAAAACCUAAACUGUGGUCGCUGGCGGAGAUUGCAACUUCUUCCGACAAAUGUAAAGGAUGUAGCGAUGGUGCCCAGAACGUGCCCCGACAAUUGCGCACAGAGAUUCCGGCCCGUGUGUCAUCUCCACCGCGAGCCGCUCUUCAGAAUCAUUUCCCUCACAGCGCAGCCCUUUCAAGACAUGUCUAUUAUACAUCUCCCUUUUUCCAGGGUUACUCAAACUAUCAUGGCGCUUUUGGACAGCUGCACAGCCCCGGAUCCAACGUGGGGUCAGCGACACAUUUAAAUGGAUUACAUCAAACUAUGUUACACAGAGCCGAGGCUCUGGCAAGAGACAGCCAAGCCAGGAGCCAAACACAGAUAGAUCUUUGUAAAGACUUGAGAUAUGAACUUAAGAAAGGUAUGACACAUGUUUAG